This is a messenger RNA of Megalops cyprinoides (Indo-Pacific tarpon), 5176 nucleotides long. RefSeq names its product StAR-related lipid transfer (START) domain containing 13a (gene stard13a). The record is from RefSeq and is a predicted model, not a curated record. Gene Ontology annotation, biological process: signal transduction; actin cytoskeleton organization; regulation of Rho protein signal transduction. Gene Ontology annotation, molecular function: protein binding; GTPase activator activity; lipid binding. NCBI's taxonomy places the organism in Eukaryota, Metazoa, Chordata, Actinopteri, Elopiformes, Megalopidae. Bases 473 to 4993 code for a protein of 1506 amino acids. The transcript has 18 exons.
UCACAGCACAGAGGCUGAAGACUCUGCUGUCCCCCAGGGAAUCAGCUGUAGCUGCACUGACAGAGCUUCCAUAUAGAGGUCUGUUUGGCACUGCAGACAGAAGGGCUGCCUCCUGUCAGAGGCCCAUUAUCUCCCUCCCUCCUUCACCAGAAAAGGACCUGCUCUCUCCAAGCGAACGCUGCAACACCAGAUGAACGAAACGGAUGACAAGAGUCACGGGUGAAGUUUCCUUUUCCUUGAAAUUUUGGUUUCCAAGCUUCCCUCCUCUGUGCUGGAAAGGUCUGACUGAUUUGCCACUGCAGGUGAAAUGCUGUAUCCGUGCUGUUGGAACUAAUACAAAGACUUGAGGCCAGACUGCUGAGCUGAGCACUGUUUAACUUGUUUGAACUUUGAAUGUGAUGGCAGACCCUUCCCUCAGAAAAGGGGAGCUGUGCAUUUGCCUCAUGGCUAGUGCCAAACUAUAGAGCAAGGGAUGGAAACGGAAACUACAGUGACUGUGGAGGGACUGCAGCCAUUGCUUUCAGAAAUGCCCCGAGGAAUGUGUUUAGUACGAGACUCACCUGAAGGAGCUGAGGAGAAGACCCUUUCUGACCAGAAUGAUAACCUGUCUGUGGGCAGGAUGGAGUCAAGCCUGGGUGAGCCGCCAGGUCUCUCUGCUUGCGCUCUCUGGGUGGACAGAAAGGCAGUGGAUGCCCAGGAACAAAGCAGGCAAGUUCUGCUUCUGGCUAGGUCACAUGAGCAAACUCCAGUUACUGCUCCUGAGACCUCCUUGCCAGGCUUCCCCAGUGUCCCGGGGCAGAAUAGUGAUUCAGUGAGAUCCCUGCAUGAGCCUGGCUCUGUGUUUGUCCAAUCAGAAUGUCCCAACAAGCAAUCUGUCCUUAUACCUGUGAUAUCCCCUCUCCAGUUGGGUCAGGGUGAAUCACUUGGCAGAUCUGUGGACCCUGGCCUUGACACAAACCCUCUUGGUUUUGAUGAGGAACCCUCUCAUGCCCAAAUCUCACCAGGCCAGGCCAAGCAGCAGUGUUGUAUUCUUAGCCAUCAGGCUAGCCAAGAAGAGUCCUGCUGUUCUUCUGACCUGAUAGCGUGCCCUCAUCUGCCAAACCAUGCAGCUCCCUUGUUAGGCUGCUCCGACGCCCCAGAUAUUGUGGUGGCCCAGGUGGAAGAUUUCUGGGAGCUGCCCCGCAUCGUGAGACACAAACCCAGCUCCAUCGCAUUUUCCGACUGCGACCGCUCCAGCGGCUGCCUCUCCAGCACCGGCCAGCCUCUUUUCAUCAGCGAGAGCUCUGACGGCGGGGAGUCUUCCUCGGGGCGCGAGGAGGAUGAGGAUGACGAAGAUGAUGAGGACGACGAUGAUGUGUUUGUUGAGCUGCCGCAGUACAGGGAGUUCCUCAUCAGCCGGCGGCGCAGGAGCAUGAGCAGGGGAAGGCCAAAGAGGAAUGGGGUGGUGAGGAAGCAGUGCACCCAGCACAAGGAAACGCCUGUCAGUGCGGGCUCCUCCAACAACAACAGCCAUGAGGUCAUGGAUGCCAGGGGAGAGGAGCAAGCUGAACAGAUUCUGUCACCCUGGUCGCAGUCCAUGACCCAGCUAAUGAUGAAGCUGGACCAGCUCAACUUGGACAUUGAGGAAGCCCUUAGUGCAAGCUCCUCCCCCUCAGAUACACCCAGCAUCACCCGCAAGCAGAUGUCCACUGCCACUGUUGACCAAACCCAGACAGAGGUUGACGCACCUGGCAACCCAGACGAAGAAGAAUGCCGGAGCCAGUUCUGCUUCUCACCCUCCUCCUCCUCCUGCGUGCGACACACCUGUAAAGGAGGCGGAGCUCGGCCCAAAAAGACCAGGGGUGCUGUGAAGAUGAGCCAGGGCGGAGCGGAAAUCGAGGCGAAGGAGGCAUGUGACUGGCUACGGGCAGCAGGCUUUCCACAGUAUGCUCACCUCUAUGAAGAUUCUCAGUUUCCCAUUGACAUAUCUGCUGUGAAAAAGGAUCAUGACUUUCUUGACAAAGACCUUGUGGAGCCUCUUUGCCGGCGGCUCAACACGCUGAACAAGUGCGCCUCUAUGAAACUGGACGUGAGCCUUCCCAAAAAGAAGAGUGAAGACUCAGAUGAGGAAGACCUGUUUGCAAUCAGUAACAGAUGGACCUUUGAGUGGAGCAGCCGGCGGUGGUCCCGACUGCAGGACAUCGACUGUUUCCUGGGGGGCGUAGAGAGGCAGCACGCAGGCAGCGUCGGUGGGGGGCUGAGAGCGGCGGCCAGCAGCGAGAGCGUGCUGACGGACCUGAGCGAGCCCGAGGUCUCCUCCCUGCACAGCGAGAGCAGCGGGGCCAGCGGGCACCGGGACAGCCCGGACUCCGCCCCCGGCAUGCCCGACUCCACCUCCCUCACCCUGCCGCAGGUGCCCAGGGAGAUCCCGCACUACGGCUCGCUGCCCGCCAAGGGCGGCCGGCACGGGCGGACGCGCGCCAAGGACUUCCUGCGGCGCAUGGAGGUGCUGCGCUCGCGGGGCAAGCCCGGCCACAAGGCGCUGGUCAUCAGCGCGCCCGUCCUGCAGCAGGAGUCGGAGGCGCUGCGCACGCUGCGCUGCGUGGAGAUCAUCAACGGCGAGGCACACCCGCCCCCUGGCGGCGGUGGCGGAGGCGCCCCGCCCUCCCAGUCCAGCGGCGAGGGCAGCGGCCCCUCGGAGACCAGCGGCAGCGCGGUCAGCACCCCCUGCCUGAAGGAGCGGCGGCCUCACCGGGGCGUCCACAAGCGCAGCGGCAUGUACCUGGAGGACGUGGACGUCCUGACGGGGGGCCAGGCCAGGCGGGCCGGCGAGCAGAGCCGGCGGAGCAGCUUCCGCUCCUACGAGGACCUGGUGGUGCACGUGCCCAAGGACCACAAGCCCGGCACCUUCCCCCGGGCGCUGUCCAUCGAGAGCCUGUCGCCCACUGGCGGCGGGCCGGUGAGCUGGCGGGCGGGUGUCCUGGGCGCCGAGCCCCGCUUCCCCCUCGGCGCCAAGGAGCCGCGGCCCGUCACCCAGUGCUGCCCGCGGGGCAGCCGGAUCAGUGUGUACGACAACGUGCCCGGCUCCCACCUGUACGCCAGCACGGGCGACCUCAUGGACCUGGAGAAGGAGGACCUUUUCCCCCACCUGGACGACGUACUGCAGCACGUCAGCGGCCUGCAGCAGAUUGUGGACCACUGGUCCCAAAACGUGCUGCCGGAGGGCGGCGUGGGGGGGGCAUCCGGGCUACAGUCCUCCAGCCAGAUCACGCUGGACUUCGAGGGGAACUCGGUGCUGGAGGGCCAGACCACGCCCAGCGACGGGGACAAGGACGGGGUGUCCCUCAACGACACGGACUCGACAGAAAUGAGGGAGAGGCGGGACUCGGGGGUGGGGGCGUCACUCACCAGGCCCACUCGACUGCGCUGGCCCAGCUUCAGGAUCUCCAAUCACCUCAGCCAAUCAGGGGCUUCGCUGCAGAUCACCAGCCAAUCAGCUGCCCAGCUCAGCUUGCUGCAGAAGUUCUCUUUGCUGCGCCUCACUGCAAUCAUGGAAAAGUAUUCAAUGUCCAACAAGCAUGGCUGGACCUGGUCGGUCCCUAAGUUCAUGAAGAGGGUGAAGGUGCCGGACUACAAGGACAAGAACGUUUUUGGUGUCCCCCUGAUUGUCCACGUCCAGCGGUCUGGUCAGCCACUACCCCUCAGUGUGCAGCAGGCCCUGCGCUACCUGAGGAGCCAAUGUCUGGACCAGGUUGGUCUUUUCCGAAAGUCAGGAGUGAAGUCACGCAUCCAGACGCUGAGACAGAUGAACGAGAACUCACCCGACAACGUUAACUAUGAGGACCAGUCAGCCUACGAUGUGGCGGAUAUGGUGAAGCAGUUCUUCAGAGACCUGCCAGAGCCACUGCUCACGAGCAAGCUGGGAGAGACUUUCCUGCACAUCUACCAAUACGUGCCGAAGGACCAGCGCCUGCAGGCGGUGCAGGCUGCCAUCAUGCUGAUGUCUGAUGAGAACAGGGAGGUCCUGCAGACGCUGCUGUGCUUCCUGAGUGACGUCACCUCCUCCGUGGAGGAGAACCAGAUGACACCUAUGAACAUUGCCGUCUGCCUGGCGCCCUCGCUCUUCCACCUCAACAUUCUGAAGAAGGACAACUUGUCACCCAGGGCCAUGCAGAAGAAGUAUGCCACAGGGCGACCAGAUCAGAAGGACCUGAAUGAGAACCUGGCUGCGACCCAAGGGCUGGCUCACAUGAUCACCGAGUGCAACCGGCUCUUUGAGAUCCCGCACGAGAUGGUGACGCAGUCGCGGAACUCGUACGUUGAGGCAGACCUCUCUGCGCCCUCGCUGGAGGAGCUGUGCAAGCAGCUGGAAGAGGAGGACGGCUCCUACCACACCCACGUGGACGGGCUGUUCCAGAACCUGCUGAGAGAGGCCCGAGAUAAGUCCAAAGUCUGGGUGUCCUGCCCCAGCGCAGACAACACAGAGGUGUACUACAAGAAGGUGGGGGAUGGUAACCCCCUGCGGCGGUGGCGGGUGAUGGCGGAGGUGGAGGCCCCGCCCUCGGUGGUGCUGAACCGCGUGCUGCGAGAGCGCCACCUGUGGGACGUGGACCUGCUGCAGUGGAAGGUGAUCGAGACGCUGGACAAGCAGACGGAGGUGUACCAGUACGUGCUCAGCCGCAUGCCCCCGCACCCCAGCCGCGACUUUGUGGUGCUGAGGUCGUGGAGGACGGACAUGCCGAAGGGCACCUGCGCCCUGGUUUCGGUAUCGGUGGACCACGAGGACUCCCCGGCCAUGGGUGGGGUGCGGGGGAUGGUUCUGGAGUCACAGUACCUGCUGGAACCGUGUGGCUCAGGGAAAUCCCGGCUCACUCACAUAUGCAGGAUUGACCUAAAAGGAAGGGCUCCUGAAUGGUACAACAAGGCAUUCGGGCACCUCUGCGCCGCUGAGGCUGCCCGCAUCCGCGACUCCUUCCAACCGCUGGACAGCGACGGGCCGGAGACCAAGAUCUGAGCCGAGACUGGGACUAAGACCAGGGGUGUAUACAGGCAGGCACCAGGUCCAAAGUGUGGACAUGUGGCCCGUGGACCAGUGGGUUGUGAGCAGAAGAGCCCAUCGAAGCACCCUUCUUUUGUUCGGACACUCUAGCACUGGAGCAUUACCCCUCAGCCUGCGCGGCCCCCCCUCAUUAGUGUG